Molecule: messenger RNA, 1131 nt
Organism: Trifolium pratense (red clover)
Lineage: Eukaryota; Viridiplantae; Streptophyta; Magnoliopsida; Fabales; Fabaceae
Exons: 7
Coding region: 126-872 (248 amino acids)
Source: RefSeq, a predicted model, not a curated record
CUAAUUCUAAGUUGAAACCUUAAAAAUCGAUAUUUCACACACCUACAAGCUUCCAUUGGCCAUGUCUAAACCUUUUCAAACACCAUUACACUAAGCUUCUAUUUCUCCCAUAUACAAUAUUCCCCAUGUCCACCCUUAUGCAAUUCUCAAUCAAAUUUUCACACUUCAAUUUCCUCCAUCAUGGUAUAUACAAAACACAACCCACUUUUUCUUUCUCUCAUAUACACCCAAAGUUUACAUCUUUUCAUCUGGGCAGCUUCAGGCUGAGAGCAAUCAGAGUAUGCAGGAAUAGAAGCUCCUUUUUGGGAAAUACAGUGUUUAAAAAUGGGGGUUUGUUGGAGGAGAAGAGGUGCAGGAAGGAAAAGAGAGUUGUUUUGGUGAAAAAUAAUCAAGGGUUUGGUUUCAAUGGUGGUGGUGGUGGUGGUGGUGGUGGAAGAGAUGAUGGUGGCACUGCUAAGAUUUUGGGAAAUCUUGCUUUGGCUGUUGGGUUAACUUAUCUUUCAAUGACUGGACAAUUUGGUUGGAUUUUGGAUGCUAUUGUCUCCAUUUGGAUCUUUGUAGUGUUAGUACCGAUAGUAGGUCUUGUUGCUUUCAUCUGGUGGGCAGGAAGAGAUAUAAUGAAAGGCACUUGUCCAAACUGUGGAAAUGAUUUUCAAGUUUUCAAAUCCACUUUGAAUGAUGAAUUGCAGCUGUGCCCGUUUUGCGGUCAGCCUUUUUCUGUUGAUGGCGAUGAGUUUGUAAAGGAAUCUGUGAAGUUUUCAAACCAAUCUACAACAUUUGGACAAGCAUUCGACAAUUUCUCACGUUCUAGAAAUGACAACGAUUCUGGUAGAGCAAUCGAUGUUGAAGCCGAAAUAAAAGAUGCAGAUUGAGUCUUCACAGAGGUGAGUAUACUGAAGUCAUGUCUCAUUCAGUUAAACGUGUCGUGGCUUGCAUUUUCUGGGUGCUUCAGGCGCAACGAGUGAAGCCACAUAUUAGAGAGAAGAGUGUAGUGAGCAGAGUAACACAUUGUAAAAUGAUAGGAAUAGUGAGCUGAGUAGCAUUACAAUUGUAAUAUAAGUUUUGAUAGUGAUGUUUCUCUUUCAGAUAUCACACUAUUAUUUUGGUUUAUAAAAAUGCUUCUUCAAUUUA